AUGAGCAGCUCGGGACGCAUGAGCGGCACCGGUCGAGGCUCGUUCUCGGGCGGCCGCAGCUCCGAAGUCGAGCGCAUCAUCGCAGCGGCUGACGUCGAUACGACGUUUGCCGGCAAGAAGGCGCGCUAUCGCGGCCGUCGAUCGACCUGGCCAGGAGCACUCGCGCUGCUGCUGUUGGCUGUUGUCUCGGUCGCGGGCCUCACGUACUAUGGCAUCAAAGUGCACGACAAUGUGAACGAGACCGAGGCCAACAGCGAAGCGGCGACUGAAGCCAAGUUCACAGACGGCACGCAGAUCAAAGAUGGGCAGCCGAGGGACCGCACGUCGGACCUGGCGAUCACGAACCCCAAGACGUACACGGACCGAAAGUGCGAGCAGCCCAACUACGUCAGCAAGAACGGUCGCAUCUUUGCCCAAUUGGCCGACGGCAGUUCGACUCAGAUUGACAUCAAGGGCAUUAAUUGGAAAGGCAUGGAAGACGUCAAGGGCGUGCCCAAGGGACUGUGGGACAACAAGGCGGACGGCAACUCGCUGUACCGCUACGCGCACUUUUUGCACUUGAACAAGUUCAACGUUGUGCGCUUUCCGCUCUCUAUUGACGCGGUCAUGCGCAAUACGGACAUUGACACGAACCUCAUUAACACCAACUCGAACCGGGCGCUGGCCACUGCUUCGCGCUACAACACGCUGCUGGGCUUGCUGGUGCAAGGACUGGGCCAGUUCAACAUUGGCGUCGUGCUGGACUUUCAUGUCCUGUCGGCGUUGAACGACGACGGCUCGGGGCUGUGGUACGGCCCGUCCAUUAAGCUGGUGGACAUCAAGACAGCUAUCUCGAACCUGGCGGAGGCUCUGUGUGACUCGACGCACUUCAAUAUCAUCGGUAUUGACCUCAAGGAUGGUCCGAUGAAGGACGCGACGUGGGGGGACGGGUCCGACACGGAUUGGUCGGUCGCAGCAACGGACCUGGGAAAUCACAUGCUGAAGGUAUGUCCAAAGUGGCUGGCGUUCGUGCAGGGUGUGCAGGGCGAGAGCCACAAAGACACGUACGGCGAGCGUGCGAUCAAGAACACUUUUUUGCCUGGCUCAGAUCUCUCGGGUCUGACUGAGAACCCCAUCAAGCUAAAGAAGGACAACAAGGUCGUGUACGCGCCGAAGUACUUUUCGAGCUCGUACAUCCCUCGGUUGUUCUUUUUCGAGGAUGGUGCAACGAACGGUGACUUGCUGGAAGAGUACGUCGAAUACGCAGAUGCAGACCUGCUGGCGAACGUGCAGCUGAACAUGAACUACUCGUUCGGCGCAGCCUUUGACACGGGCAGUGCUGUGGUGCUUUCGUCCUUUGGUGGUCUCAUGGGCGACUUGGAUGCGACGGCUAAACAGACGAGCACGCGAAUCAUUAAGAGCAUCAUCUCGCAGAUGACAGGCUCGACGGAGCCUUAUUUGGCUGGCGGGUUUUGGUGGACGCUGAACCCCGACACGUCGUGGCCGUACCCGUCGCCUGACGACUCGAACGCUACGGCGCAGGGCCUGCUGGACUCGACGUGGCGUAUUGCAAACAAGGACGUGCUGGAAGUGCUGGCAUCGAUGGGCAAGGCAAUGAGCAGCGUGAAGUUCAUUCCCUGCUCCAAGUAA
This is a messenger RNA of Hyaloperonospora brassicae, 1629 nucleotides long. Lineage: Eukaryota; Oomycota; Peronosporomycetes; Peronosporales; Peronosporaceae. The record is from the annotation of a GenBank genome assembly.